Messenger RNA from Populus trichocarpa (black cottonwood), 1647 nucleotides. RefSeq names its product bifunctional protein FolD 4, chloroplastic. Gene Ontology annotation, molecular function: methenyltetrahydrofolate cyclohydrolase activity; methylenetetrahydrofolate dehydrogenase (NADP+) activity. Gene Ontology annotation, biological process: tetrahydrofolate interconversion. Bases 220 to 1323 code for a protein of 367 amino acids. Gene Ontology annotation, cellular component: cytosol. The transcript has 5 exons. The record is from RefSeq and is a predicted model, not a curated record. NCBI's taxonomy places the organism in Eukaryota, Viridiplantae, Streptophyta, Magnoliopsida, Malpighiales, Salicaceae.
UGAUUCAUCUUCAUAAACAAAAUAGAAAAACACCACUCCCCGAGUUCCUCCCUGUAAAAAGCCACAGACGCCGCUUUGCUUUUAAAAAAACUUUUUUGAAAAACUGCACUCCUCUCUCUGUCUCUGCUCCUGCUCAACCUCCAAAGUCGUCCAAUUAUUUUUCAAACCCACAAACACAAAACGUCGAGGUUACUUCGACUUUGCUUCGCUACCACCAAAAUGUCCUCAUCACUCGUCUUCAUCGACUCCUCCACCUCCACAGCUUCUCAUCUUCUUCCAUUUUCGCGAAUCAGCACCCCUUUUAAUGGCGCCGUUUCUCUUCGCCGCUCAGUGGGUCCUCUCAAUGUCAGACCCUUUGUCCUCUCCCCUCUCAGAACCCUCUCUGUUAAUUCUUCAAACAACCCGUCUCCUGUAAUCAAUGAUAAAUCGGGUGGGGAAGCGUCUGCGAAGGUAAUUGAUGGGAAAAUGGUUGCAAAGCAAAUAAGAGAUGAGAUAACAGCCGAAGUGUUAAAGAUGAAGGAAGCAAUUGGUGUUGUUCCUGGGUUAGCGGUGAUUCUUGUUGGCGACAGGAAAGAUUCUGCUACUUAUGUACGCAACAAGAAAAAAGCUUGUGAGUCUGUUGGGAUUAAUUCUUUUGAAGUACGUUUGCCAGAAGACUCUACCGAACAAGAAGUGAUUAAGUUUAUUUCGGAGUUCAAUAAUGAUCCUUCAGUUCAUGGCAUCCUUGUCCAGUUGCCUCUGCCUUCGCAUAUGGAUGAGCAGAAUGUGUUGAAUGCUGUUGACAUUGAGAAGGAUGUGGAUGGUUUCCAUCCAUUGAACAUUGGUCGUCUUGCAAUGCGAGGAAGAGACCCGCUGUUUGUUCCGUGUACGCCUAAAGGGUGCAUAGAGUUGUUGCAUAGAUACGAUGUUGAAAUCAAAGGGAAGAGAGCUGUUGUGAUUGGUCGGAGCAAUAUUGUUGGGAUGCCGGCUGCUUUAUUGCUUCAGAGGGAAGAUGCUACAGUGAGCAUUGUCCAUUCUAGAACCAAGAACCCUGAGGAGAUUAUAAAACAUGCAGAUAUAAUAAUCUCUGCUGUAGGGCAACCAAAUAUGGUGAGAGGCAGCUGGUUAAAACCCGGUGCAGUUGUAAUUGAUGUUGGAAUUAAUCCAGUUGAGGAUGCAAAUAGCCCUCGAGGUUACAAAUUGGUUGGAGAUGUCUGCUAUGAGGAGGCCUGCAAGGUUGCUUCAGCUGUCACUCCAGUUCCAGGAGGUGUUGGUCCUAUGACUAUAGCAAUGCUCCUCUCUAAUACUCUCAGCUCAGCAAAGAGGACACACAACUUCCAGUGACUGCUAUGAGAUUUUAAAGAUCUAUGCUUAAUAGGAUACGGGUGGCUUCUCAGGGACCAGGUUGGUGUUUGCUUGAGCUCCCAUUUCGUCUCAGGGAGAAUUUAGUUUCAGCCACUGCGCUGCCUUUGUAGUAGUUGAUCUUUUUUGACAAAGUGAGGUUUUAUGCAGUUUUAAGAUAUUCUAUAUAGCUAGGAAAAUUGGACAACAGAUUGUGGGAGUUUAGACCCUCCUUUACCUAAUGCUGAGAGCUUGUAGGUUCAACCACAUUUGAAUUGGCCAUCAUUGUCAUAUGUCAAUCCAAAACCCAGCAUUCCAUCUUGGACA